UGUUAUAUGUUACCUUAACUUGAACCAUGCUUCUAUUUUCGUGACCUCCAAACUUUGUCUGCGUCGAAUUAGAGGUCAAAUUCGAACGAAACGCGUUAGCCUUAAAUUUAUUACAAAAAUAAUCCAUUGUACAGUGAAUCCUAUUUAGACACUUGUUCCAUAGAAACACGUACGUUCGUUAGAAUAUCAAUUUCUCUGCCCGAUAUUUACACUUUUCUCCUAUUCUCUUGGAAUGAGAGUAUAAAAUUAUUUUUCGCAUCGAAAAAGUUAGCAGAGUGGUCAGGAAAUGGCCUUUGCUUAAGUAACAAAAAAAAAUCAACUGUGAUAAGAGCUGUGAUAAUAUACAAUUAAUUUAACGAAUUCGUUUCGCUUAGUAACAAGUGAUUUCAGCUGUAUGAUUACGUUAUUUUGAGAAUGGGUUCUGUGCUUGCAAUAAGUAAUUUUGUUCGAAAUGCAUCAAAGGCACUAAUCAGGAAGCUUAGGAGCAUUCUUCGGAGUCUUUACAGUUGUCACUACUUAAAAUGUCUUUGCUAUUAUGUAUUGGCAGAGAAUAUGACAGAGCAUAUGUCAUCGUCUCAAAGCGUGGACUCUGAACAAAUAAGAGUCUUAACUUUAAAUAAUGGAGAACAUCUUGAUGGUAUAUUAUACAGAUUAAAGAAAGGAUGGAGAGUGGAAUUUCGAUUAGGCGCUUCCUUGCUUGGGAAAACACUUGAUCUAUUUAUAAAUUAUCCUUUGAGCAGCACUCAGCCAUUCGAAAGACACACCUAUUAUCCAUUAGAGUGGUCAAAUGAGACAGCUAGCAUAUGUUUAUCUUCAGCUGGUUCAUUCCAUUAUUAUCUUACAGAUCCUAAUUCUGAAGGCACAAAACCUAUUGCUUCUGGAUACUUAUUGGUUGAUCCAGAACUUAAAAUUGGAGCAUCUGGAGAAAAUUUGCCAUUAGAUUGUAUCCAAUGUCAAACUGUUCUGGCGAAGUGUUUAGGACCCUUCUCCACAUGGGAAGACAAGCUUCUAGUAGCUCGAAAUUCUGGAUACAAUGUAGUCCAUUUCACACCAAUCCAGGAACUGGGAUCCUCUAAAUCAUCUUAUAGCCUCAGCGAUCAAUUGAAAUUAAAUCCAUCCUUUAAUAAUGAAGAUAAACCAGUUACAUUCGACGAUAUUGAAGGAUUCACAAAUAAAAUGCGUAACGAGUGGAAUAUGUUAAGUGUAUGUGAUAUUGUACUGAACCACACGGCCAACGAAAGUCAUUUCUUAGUAUCUCACCCAGAAUGUACAUACAAUUGCGUGAACAGUCCUCAUUUGCGUCCCGCAUAUAUCUUGGAUGCUGCACUAUUUGAAUUAACAGUACAAGUAGCUGCUGGAGAAUGGGAGUUCAAGGGUAUUCCUUCGGUAGUUGAAACCGAAGAACAUCUAAAUUCGAUUCGUCAUGCACUGCAUACAUAUUUUCUACCGCUCAUAAAAAUACAAGAAUUAUACAUAGUAGACAUCAACGAAACGAUUGCCGAAUUUCUGAACUUGGCACGAAAUCAAAUGCCUCAGGACAUUGCUGAGCCAAUAUCGGAGGAUAUUAAAGUGAUACAGGACCCGAAAUUCCGUAGAUUAAAGGCUACGAUAAAUAUGCAGCUUGCAUUGCAAAAAUACAAUAUAUAUAGAGUGGAUUGUUUCGACGAGGAGACUCGUCUGAAACGAUGUGCCGAAGAUUUAAGAAAAAAGUUGCAAGAGCUUAACGACGGAAUAAUCAACGAGGUACAAAACCAUUUGAAUGCUGCGAUUGAGAACACUGUUGCCGGUAUCAGAUACUUCAGAGUUCAACCUGACGGACCAAGGCUUAAAGAAAUAAGUGAAAGGAACCCUCUCGUCCCUAGAUAUUUUACUGACUACGGAGCGCCUCAAACGUUGGCUGAAAGAGAAGCAACUAUGUAUUCUGACGCAGGAUGUUAUUUGAUGGUUCAUAACGGUUGGGUGAUGAAUAGCGAUCCUUUGAAAAAUUUCGCAGAUCCCGAUUCCAAUGUUUAUAUAAGAAGAGAGCUAAUUGCUUGGGGCGACAGUGUAAAAUUAAGGUUUGGCGAAAAACCAGAAGAUAGUCCAUUUUUGUGGCAACAUAUGACUGCUUAUGUUGAACAGACAGCUAAGAUAUUCGAUGGGAUCCGUUUGGACAAUUGUCAUUCGACACCAAUUCCGGUCGCAGAGUAUAUGCUUGAUGCUGCUCGUCGAGUGCGUCCAGAUUUAUACGUUGUCGCAGAGUUGUUUACAAAUUCCGAUCAGAAGGAUAAUAUAUUUGUGAAUCGUCUUGGUAUUACUUCUUUAAUUAGGGAGGCAAUGUCAGCGUGGGACAGUCACGAGGAAGGUCGAUUGGUAUACAGAUACGGAGGCGAACCAGUUGGAGCUUUCAUGCAACCACGUAAACGGCCUCUAGUACCGGGCAUAGCGCACGCGCUUUUCUUGGAUCUAACCCACGACAACCCUAAUCCGGUUGAGAAGCGCAGCGUGUUUGAUUUGCUACCAAGUGCUGCACUCGUGUCAAUGGCAGCGUGUGCUAGCGGCAGUAAUCGUGGAUACGACGAACUAGUUCCUCAUCAUAUACACGUGGUGGACGAAACAAGACAAUAUACUUCUUGGACAGACGUCGAAGAUUUGGUGGACGGUAUUGGACAUGUUGGAUCAAAGUCAGGCAUAAUCCUAGGGAAGAAAGCAUUGAAUGAGCUACAUUAUACUCUUGGACAGCAGAAAUUCUCUCAAGUUUUUGUUGACCAAAUGGAUACUGAUAUAGUCGCCGUAACCAGACAUUCUCCGACGAGUCACGACAGCGUGGUCCUGGUCGCCUUCACAGCAUUCAAACACCCUGACCCCAACGCCAACGAUCUGAGAAGGCAUGUGAAACCGUUGCGUGUAGAAGGUGUGGUGGAAGAAAUUAUUUUAGAAGCGUCUUUGUCUCAUGCGGGAGUGAAGAAUGGGACAUCGCCUUUCCAUUAUCCAGAGAAAUACACGCAAGACGAAACGUACAUAAACGGUCUGUCCGAGUAUGUUUUAAGUCUCAAAGAGCAUAUACAGAUCUGCGAUUCCGAGGUUUUGGAGAAAGUUGACUCUGGAGAUCCUAAGAUCACUCAGCUGAAUUUUGUAAACUUCCAGCCAGGCUCUAUCAUCGCAAUUCGCGUGUCGCUUCACGUCAAUAUAAAACCUGCUCUCGCGAAACUGCAUAACACCAUCUCCGUGAUAACAUCAUCAAAGAGCUCUGACUUACGUGUCGUAGCUUCCCGUAUGAAUUUAGUGGAUUUGAACAAGGCCUUGUACAGAUGCGACCAGGAGGAACGCGAUGAAACCUCGAACCGAUUCGGUGUGUACGAUAUCCCUGGAUACGGUCCUCUCGUCUACGCAGGAUUGCAAGGUGUCAUUUCUCUGUUGGCGGAUAUUCGUCCAAACAACGAUCUGGGUCAUCCACUGUGCAUUAAUCUGAGACAGGGUAAUUGGUUGAUAGAUUACACGUGGCAACGUCUGAAGGAGGACGACGGGACUAGAGCUCUCGGAAAAUGGUUGGAAGAAGCUACCGAGCCGUUUAAAUUGAUACCUCGUUAUUUAGUGCCCAGUUACUUCGAUGUCAUCGUUGUAAACGUUUACAUGAUUCUCCUCGAACAGUCCUACAGCUUAAUGUCAAGCUUCGUGAAAGACGGUUCCACCUUUAUCAAGAUGCUCUCUCUAAUUUCAAUACAAAUGGGAGGCGUAGUAAGAUCUUCCCCGUUGCCGGAUCUCUCGCCUAAUUUAGACCCUCCUAAACCACCGAUUAAACAAUACAACGGAGAGAGCGAACAAAUGUGCAUGACACUGUCCGCUGGCCUGCCACACUUUACUACCGGUUACAUGAGAAACUGGGGAAGAGAUACCUUUAUUGCUGUGCGAGGAUUGCUCAUACUAACAGGCAGACACACCGAAGCGAGAUUCAUCAUUCUCGGUUAUGCGGAAACUCUACGACAUGGUUUGAUCCCUAAUCUACUCGACAAAGGAAAGAACGCUAGAUAUAACUGCCGAGAUUCUUUGUGGUGGUGGUUGUACACAAUUCAAUGUUACAUACAAGAAGUGCCAAAUGGUUUGAAGAUCUUCACUGAUAAAGUCUCCCGGCUGUUCCCGACCGACGAUUCGCCAGCACUGCCAGCAGGGGAAGUAGACCAACAUCUUCAUGACGUUAUCCAAGAGGCACUGCUGACUCACUUCCAAGGGCUGUGCUUCAGGGAAAGGAACGCUGGAAGACAAAUCGACGAGCAUAUGACUGACCGCGGUUUUAAUAAUCAGAUCGGGGUACAUCCGGAGACCGGGUUUGUAUUUGGCGGAAAUGACGCAAAUUGUGGCACAUGGAUGGACAAAAUGGGAUCUUCCGAGAAGGCAGGUAACAAGGGGAAACCUGCGACACCGAGAGACGGCUCGGCCGUAGAAAUAGUGGGGCUCAGUAAGAGCAUUCUGAGCUUCCUGGCUGAACUGUACAAACAGAAUCUGUUCCCGCAUGGUAGCGUGCAAAGAAAGAACCGCGACGGAUCUGUCGUAACAUGGAGCUACAAGCAAUGGGCAGACAAGAUUUCAAUGAGUUUCGAGAAAAACUUUUACGUCAAUGAAGUCAAAACCGAAAACGAAUUGCAGACAGAACUGAUCCAUCGUCGUGGGAUAUAUAAAGAUAGCCACGGAGCAACCCAAGCAUGGGCUGAUUAUCAAUUGCGACCUAAUUUCCCAAUUGCGAUGGUAGUUGCUCCAGAAUUGUUUAAUCCGAAACAUGCGUGGACUGCGCUGAAGAAGGCAGAAGAAAUUUUGUUAGGACCGCUUGGAAUGAAGACACUGGACCCUGCUGAUUGGGCAUACAAUGGAUACUAUGACAACUCUAACGACAGUGGGGAUACUAAAUUAGCGCACGGUUGGAAUUACCAUCAAGGCCCUGAAUGGGUUUGGCCUAUGGGAUAUUUCCUUCGAGCACGAUUGUACUUUGCUCCGCUAGUCGGCGGAAAGGAAGAGUUGCUCCGUACCAUCGAAUCAACCGAAGCGAUUAUUUCUCGACAUUACAUAGAGGCUUCCACAAAUCACUGGAGAGGUCUUCCUGAACUGACCAACAAGGACGGCGAGUAUUGCAAGGACAGCUGCAGGACCCAAGCUUGGAGCGCUUCUGCUAUCCUAGAGGUUCUUUACGACUUAGAUAAAAUAAAACGGGAGUUACGCUCCGAGGAGAUCGAACGAACGAACUGAUACAAUUUUGCGUGUGUUCACCACCGCCAGUUACACUUAGAACAUUUACGAUUAGAGGAAGAACGUAGACAUAGAGGUACAGAACACGACGACAAGUUGCACCACUCGGAUACUGUCGCAGGAACACAACGCACGGAGACACACGCAUACGGUAUUUCGCACGUAGAGAAAACAAGCACGCCGCCGUGCAAACUUAUUACCACCGAUAUCAUUUCUACGAACAACGGUUUGUACUCGAUCCAAGAGUCCGAAGAGACCAGAAGCGGAUCAGACGCCAGGCACGAGUUCGUUUUUCCUGCUUACCCCGGUAAUUUAGAGGCGAUAGAGGCCAUGUCGAGUACCGCGGACCUUUCGACGGUGUCAGGAGGCGAGGCGCACAAAACGGCACAAGUUACCUACGGAAACGAGCCAUUGAAAUACUCGAGCAAACCAUCGGCAAAGUUCCUAAACGAAUUGACUGAUCAGAGCAACGUAAUCGCGGACGAGAACACGGAGGCUGAAACGGGCGUAAAGUAUUCGGCAAACACGGAUCACGUUUACGAAGAGGUGAACGCGUUCGAGUACGACAUAAUGGAUUAUUACGAGAAAUAUAGUCCAACGACCGCGAAGACCUUGAUCAAUACGCUUUUCCUUCCUCGGCAAAAGAUCUGCAAACAGUGCGCCAGCUUACAAAACAGCCCAGUAUACUCCGACCGAUUGGUAUACGGAAAGAGACCGUUGAACGCAAGGGAGGUGAAUUUGUUCCAGCUAAACGAUAUUAUAUGCUUCAAGUAUUGUCCAGAAGACGGUAAACGUAACGGCAUAAUGUUCUCGCAAUACGAUAAUACUCAGCAUCGCUUGUUAGUCUACGCAUAUACUAAAACGAAUGCAUCCAGCAUAUUUUAUUUUAACGGGUCCGUUAGAGACACGUUCGACUUAAGGACCUCGCUCUUACCGAAUAUUCUUCUCAUUAGAGGCCAAAAUAAGGGUGUAGUCAGCACGGAUUUGUAUCACCGUUGUGCAAGUAAUUUUUACAACAGAAUAUCCAACACCGGAGUCGCGGCCGCGUUUCGCAUGGACCACAAUAACAUUCUGAGCAGCAUAAAGCACGUCGGUUAUGACACCGACUUGCAGAACUGGAUGAACUACCGAAACGACGUAUUCCGAUCGCAUGGUUUCAAGCAAGAUGAUGUUGUCGAGCACAGGGCGAACCGAUCCAGUUUGUUGUUGUUGGAGCCGUUGCUGCUGAUGCCGGAGUUCACAAGACCGAGGAACGGGCACAGGAAGAACCGGUACGCGCAAUCGGAACACAUGAAAAUAGUGAAAAUUGUUAUUGCUUACACCCUGUCAUUUUUCAUAUUAGCGACGAUUACGUUUUACAUAGUUUAUUUCACUUGAGGAUUAUGCGGACCUAGCGGAACACAUUUUUGUCACUUAUAAUAUAUGUAGCGAUAUCCCAGAGAGCUUCUACUUUCUCGAAAUCCGAUCUGAAUUUUAAGGAGUUUGUAAAACUUCGAAUACACGGAAUCAGAGAAUUAAUUAUUUGACAUAAUUUAAUCUUCGAAGAAUUGUAGAAAUUUGAACGAAAGGAAACGAUUAUAUAAAAACACAUUCGAGAGAAAAAGAGGGAGAGAGAGAGAAAAUUCGAAAGGAACGCAUUUUUGAAAAAGAAGUAGAAAGAUCCUUUUGAUUGAAGAUUGAAGAAAAUGAAUUUUUCUAAUUUACUAGCAUUUGUUUGCAUAAAAUUUGUUUAUACGACAAUUCAACGUUAACUGUUCUGUCGCAUAUCUAAUUAUUGUAUUAAUUAUUAUUAUUUGUUAAUGCUACUUGAAACUUGUUCUUGCUUACAUAUAACCAUGUAGAACAACAUAUUUAUAUACAUUGUUAGGGAACUGUAUUCCAGCGAUUUUAUGGAGAAACAUUAGUACAAAAUUGUACAACAACGAAAAGAAAUUCUAUUUAUGUAACACUGAAGCAGAUAUUGGCUGAACGAUAACUAUUUUUUCAUACAGUUUGGAAACUUUAUAAAAACGGUUACCGGGACAAUAAACGGGUUGUUGAGAUUUCUAACUCUGUUUUUUAAUAUAUUAAUAAUAUAUUUAUUAGCAGAUGCCGUUAAUAUUGCAGGUAUAUUUCGGACACAUAUUUUCUUAAUCGCUUUCAUAUCUGUAUGGAAUAUUUGCAAUAAAAUUAAUAUACAUAAUGUUA
Molecule: messenger RNA, 7404 nt
Organism: Megalopta genalis
Lineage: Eukaryota; Metazoa; Arthropoda; Insecta; Hymenoptera; Halictidae
Product: glycogen debranching enzyme
Biological process (GO): glycogen biosynthetic process; glycogen catabolic process
Molecular function (GO): 4-alpha-glucanotransferase activity; amylo-alpha-1,6-glucosidase activity
Source: RefSeq, a predicted model, not a curated record